AUGGAGAUGCAUGUUCCUGUGAUGGCCAAGUUUAAAAUAGAAUCUGAGAAACCAUCAACAGGAAGGAAAUUUGAGAAGAAUGCUGCAGAAGGACAGAAGCUUCAUCCAAAUUCAGAAGUAAGAGAAACUGACAGAUGGCAAGAAGACAUGCAGAAUGGGAAGGUCAGGAAGCAAAGUGCUGUGCAGUCUGGGAAUGGUGGUACUGAUGAAGGUGCUUCCCAAAGUUGGUUGGUCAGAAAUAAGACUAACAGUUCAAAUGAUUCUUGUUUACAAGAAGAGAAAUGUGUUUCAAAUGUUAUACCUCAAGAUAUUUUGAUUAAGGCUGUGGACAGAUUACAAACAGAACCAAAACCUGAGGUUGACAGAAAGCGGUUUUUGUGUCAUGAUUGUGGGAAGAUAUUCACCCUGAAACAUCAACUUCAAGGCCAUUUGCGGACUCAUACAGGUGAAAAACCUUAUUGUUGUUCUGUGUGUGGGGAGACAUUUGGUUUUGGAAGUUGUUUGAGAAAGCAUAUGAGGAUUCAUACACUAGAGAAACCAUAUUUAUGCACUGUGUGUGGUAGAAGUUUCAGCCGUGGUGACACACUCACAAAACACAUGAGGGGGCAUACAG
Cryptotermes secundus is the source of this 613-nucleotide messenger RNA. RefSeq names its product zinc finger protein 2. Gene Ontology annotation, cellular component: nucleus. The transcript has a single exon. The record is from RefSeq and is a predicted model, not a curated record. The annotation marks the transcript as partial. Lineage: Eukaryota; Metazoa; Arthropoda; Insecta; Blattodea; Kalotermitidae.